Messenger RNA from Penicillium paradoxum, 804 nucleotides. RefSeq names its product Sec63 complex subunit SEC66. Gene Ontology annotation, cellular component: Sec62/Sec63 complex. NCBI's taxonomy places the organism in Eukaryota, Fungi, Ascomycota, Eurotiomycetes, Eurotiales, Aspergillaceae. Gene Ontology annotation, biological process: post-translational protein targeting to membrane, translocation. The record is from RefSeq and is a predicted model, not a curated record. The coding region runs from base 1 to 804 and encodes 267 amino acids. The transcript is spliced from 3 exons.
AUGUUCGGCGUGGACUGGCUCAGUCUCGCCGUCCCAAUCGCCUACCUAGGCAUUCUCUUGGGGUCGCUUGCCACAUUUUCUUCUCUAUACCGCAAGCGCAAAGCCCACAAGGCAGCAUCUCUAGAGCCAUGGUUUCCUGCUCACCUGCAACGCGAUAUCUACUUCUCUCUCCUCCACCUUGAACCUUCACCAACCUCCGCAAAGGAAAAGAAAUCCCCGGCCAUCCCCGACUCAAUCCUGAAGGCUUCCCUUCUUCGUCGCGCUGCUGAAGAUAUCCGUCGCCUUAUGGCGCUGCGCAGCCAGAAGCAAGCUCUUGCAACGCUUCUCCAGCGUGGUAGUGUUGGUGAUGAUCUCUGGCAGCGAUUCCAGCGCGCGGAGAAGGAAAUGGAAGACGAGGUCAAGGAUGUGGUCUCAGAGGCAAACGCUUACGCUGCUGGCUGGGGUCAGACUAUCUUCCAGUCCGCCAACGAGAUGAUGAAUAACGAUAUCUACCGCAAACGCAUGAAUGAGCAACAAGGGAAAUUGGAAGAGGAGCGCCAGUGGUGGACCAAGAAAAAGACGAGUAUCCAGGAAGGGUUCAUGAAGGAAUUGAAUGAGAACUCGUCUGCAUCGGCUUUUACUGGCGCGACCCAGACCGCCGACACUACAGCGAAGUCCGUUGAGACCGCAUCUACAACCCCUGCUCCUGCUGCUUCUAUACAGGGUAGCGAUGACGAUGCUGUCCUAGUGGAGGCCGAAACCUCCUCAAAUACCCCUGCUUCUCCGCCAAGCGCAAAGAAGAAGAAGGGCAAGGGCAAGAAAUAG